GAGGAAGCGCGCAGCUGGUUGGUUGCUCAGACCCUGAUCUUUGCCGCGGCAAGCUGCAGGUUCCGGCACGUGCUUUUCGGCGGCCACAUGGAGCUGGAAGAAUUGGGGAUCCGGGAGGAAUGCGGUGUCUUCGGGUGCAUCGCCUCUGGAGAGUGGCCCACACAGUUAGACGUGCCCCAUGUGAUCACACUGGGGCUCGUGGGGCUGCAGCACCGGGGUCAGGAGAGUGCUGGCAUUGUCACAAGUGAUGGAAAUUCAGAACCUACAUUCAAAACCCACAAGGGAAUGGGCCUUGUAAAUCAUGUAUUUACUGAAGACAAUUUGAAGAAAUUAUAUGUUUCAAACCUUGGAAUUGGACACACAAGAUAUGCCACCACUGGAAAGUGUGAGUUAGAAAAUUGUCAGCCCUUUGUUGUUGAGACACUUCAUGGAAAAAUCGCUGUGGCACAUAACGGCGAGUUAAUCAAUGCUGCUCGAUUAAGGAAAAAGCUUCUGCGUCGUGGUAUUGGCCUGUCAACAAGUUCUGAUAGUGAGAUGAUCACCCAGUUACUGGCAUAUACCCCUCCUCAGGAGCAAGAUGACACCCCAGACUGGGUAGCAAGGAUUAAAAACCUAAUGAAGGAAGCACCCACAGCAUACUCUCUGCUUAUAAUGCACAGAGAUGUGAUUUAUGCGGUACGGGAUCCUUAUGGAAAUCGUCCUCUGUGCAUUGGUCGUCUUAUUCCUGUAUCUGAUAUCAAUAAUAAAGAGAAAAAAUCUUCAGAAACAGAAGGAUGGGUGGUGUCUUCAGAAUCUUGUAGUUUUUUAUCUAUUGGUGCAAGAUAUUAUCGUGAAAUCUUGCCUGGAGAAAUUGUGGAAAUAUCCAGACAUAAUGUCCAAACUCUUGCUAUUAUACCAAGAUCUGAAGGAAACCCAAUGGCGUUUUGUAUUUUUGAGUACGUUUAUUUUGCAAGACCAGAUAGUAUAUUUGAAGACCAAAUGGUUUAUACAGUAAGAUUUCGCUGUGGUCAGCGACUGGCAGUUGAAGCACCUGUGGAUGCAGAUAUGGUUAGCACUGUCCCAGAAUCUGCCACACCUGCUGCUCUUGGAUAUGCAGGAAAGUGUGGUCUGCCAUACGUGGAAGUGCUGUGUAAAAACCGGUAUGUUGGCAGAACGUUCAUUCAGCCAAACAUGAGGUUAAGACAACUUGGUGUUGCAAAAAAAUUUGGAGUAUUGUCAGACAACUUUAAAGGCAAAAGAAUUGUUCUUAUUGAUGAUUCCAUUGUGAGAGGCAAUACCAUUUCACCCAUAAUAAAGCUGCUCAAAGAAUCUGGUGCAAAAGAGGUACAUGUUCGAGUAGCUUCUCCGCCAAUUAGAUAUCCGUGUUUCAUGGGAAUAAACAUACCAACAAAAGAAGAGCUUAUUGCUAAUAAACCAGAAUUUAAGCAUCUUCCAGAGUAUCUAGGAGCAAACAGUGUUGUUUAUCUAUCUGUGGAUGGACUGGUCUUAUCUGUACAAGAAGGGAUAAAACUUAAAAACCAGAAAGUGGAAAAACAAGAUAAUAUGAUUCAAGAAAAUGGGAAUGGUGUGGAACGUUUUGAAAACCAUGGUCAUUGUACAGCUUGUCUCACUGGAAAAUACCCUGUGGAAUUGGACUGGUAGCUGAUUUGGUGUUCUUAUUCUUUCAAGAUGUGAAAUUGGUGGAGAUGUUACAGUUUUUACACAUUAUGUAUUUACUGUUACUCAGUUGGUACAAUGUAAAAUGUGACGUGCUUGUGUUUACCUUUAUAAACCAAAGUACAUUGUUUUCUUGACUAAAUUCUAGGUUGGAUGAGCUUUUCAUUUUAUUUAGUAGGAUAGUGCUUUGAAGCUACAAAUAAUGAAAUUAUAUAUUUAAUUUCAGAGCAUCAAAGUAUAAUGCAAAGAACAAGUAAUGUUGUAUUGCAAAAUAGUUUACCUUUUGUGGAAUGUUUUUUGAAAGUCCCUGAAACUCAGUUGUGGAGUAUUUUCAUAGUUGACUCUUGCUGAUUAUUUUUAAAAAGCAAUAUAUGGAAGUCUUUUCUUUCAUCAGCAUUGGCCAGCCUUUCUCACCUAUUCAAUGAAGGAAUUCAAUGACAAAUAAAUGCACAGGACCAUGGUUCAGUUUGUCAGAGGAUAAGUGAGUUAAAUAAGUAGAAUAUUUCCUAUGAAGCUCAAAUAUAUCAUACCUCAAAGGUAGGGUGUCUGACCCUUAGAAUUAGUUGUUUGUAGUUGGAACCUUGGCUUCCCUAUCUACCUUUUGACAAAUCUUAAAAGGAAAAAAUAAAUUACCUUAAGUUGCCUCACUUUCCCCACCAAUGUAAUGGGUUACUUACAUGAUAAACUCCGUGAUAGGGAUGUUAAUAA
Messenger RNA from Suncus etruscus (white-toothed pygmy shrew), 2364 nucleotides. RefSeq names its product phosphoribosyl pyrophosphate amidotransferase (gene PPAT). Gene Ontology annotation, biological process: purine nucleotide biosynthetic process; purine nucleobase biosynthetic process. The record is from RefSeq and is a predicted model, not a curated record. Gene Ontology annotation, molecular function: amidophosphoribosyltransferase activity. Lineage: Eukaryota; Metazoa; Chordata; Mammalia; Eulipotyphla; Soricidae.